Molecule: messenger RNA, 1695 nt
Organism: Atta colombica
Lineage: Eukaryota; Metazoa; Arthropoda; Insecta; Hymenoptera; Formicidae
Product: putative fatty acyl-CoA reductase CG5065
Exons: 9
Coding region: 124-1695 (523 amino acids)
Biological process (GO): long-chain fatty-acyl-CoA metabolic process
Cellular component (GO): peroxisome
Molecular function (GO): alcohol-forming very long-chain fatty acyl-CoA reductase (NADP+) activity
Source: RefSeq, a predicted model, not a curated record
GCACGAGAGAGCUCAGUAAGUUCGUGGGCACCGAGCGCGAUUCAUUCUUCACGAGAACGAAUAUUGCACUAAUCACAAACGAUCAAAAGAUUAAAUUCUGUGAAGUAUCAACAGUUCACAGCCAUGGAAGAAAAAAUAGCAAAAUCCGAAAUUAUAUCCUUUUACAAAGAUAAGACCAUUUUUAUUACCGGCGCUUCCGGUUUCAUGGGUAAAGUUCUCUUAGAGAAAUUGCUGUUUACCUGCUCCAAUCUCAACAAGAUCUACAUUCUCAUACGAAGCAAGAAAGGCCGCAAUAUUGAAACUCGACUUGACGAAAUGUUCAAGUUGCCUGUAUUUCAAAGAAUUCGGAAUGAGAAACCUUACCUUUUUAAAAAAGUGAUACCGAUAUCUGGCGAUGUAUGUUUGCCUAAUUUAGGCCUUACCAAUCAACAGUGCGAGCUUUUAAUAAAUGAAGUACACAUCGUAUUUCAUUUCGCUGCGACACUUCGAUUGGAGGCGAAAUUGAAAGAUGCCAUCGAGAUGAACACGACAGGUACAAAAAAAUUAUUGGACUUGGCAAAACGAAUGAAGCAUCUAGUGUCCUUAGUCCAUUUAAGCACGGCCUUCUGUCACGUCGAUCAAAAGGAACUCGGUGAACGUUGUUACGAUUCGCCUGAUGAUCCUCAGGAUGUCAUGAGACUUGUUCAGUGGUUAGACGACGAGGAUAUCAAUCUUAUUACGCCCAAAUUGCUUCAUCCGCAUCCAAAUACUUACACGUAUUCGAAACGUUUGGCUGAAACGCUAGUAUCCAACGAAUACCCCAAUUUACCUUGUUGUAUCGCUAGACCAUCAAUCGUAAUACCAAGUUACUCGGAACCGAUACCAGGAUGGGUCGACAACCUGAACGGACCAACAGGAUUGCUUGUCGGUGCAGGCAAAGGUGUCAUCAGAUCAAUGCAUUGCAAUGGCAAUUAUCAUGCCGAAGUUGUACCAGUCGAUUUAGCGAUUAACGCUGUAAUUACGAUUUCAUACAAAAUUGCUGUAUAUAAGCAAAAACCCAAAACUAUACCCGUAAUUAAUAUAACACAGCAUAAUAUAAGACCGAUUACAUGGGCAGAAAUACUACAGAAAGGCAAGAAAUGUAUUUAUGAAUAUCCUUUUGACGGACAAAUUUGGUUUCCGGAUGGUGAUAUACGUAGCAGCAAAUUUGUGCAUAAUCUCUUCGUCUUCUUCUUUCACAUUAUUCCCGCGUAUUUGAUCGACUUUCUGAUGUUAAUAUUUCGACAAAAAAGAUUUAUGGUUAGAAUUCAGAAGCGAAUCUCAGAAGGGUUGAACGUGUUACAAUAUUUCACCACGAGGGAAUGGGUGUUUUAUAAUGAUAAACUAAUUGAUUUAUUCCGAGAGCUAUCGACGGAAGACCAGUUUUUGUUUAAUAUUUUAAUUUAUGAUAUCGAUAUAGACGAGUAUUUAAAAAAUAUUAUCCUUGGCACGCGACAAUAUUGUAUGAAAGAGGAUUUGUCUACUCUUCCGAAAGCUCGUCGGCAUCAAAGAAUAAUGCACAUUAUCCAUAUCACAACGGUGUAUUUAUUCUACUUUGGCGUGUUAUAUUUUAUUUAUAACAAUAUUGGGAUAAUGAAGAUAUGCUUGGAUUAUGUCAUCAACAUUAUAAAAUCACUACCGCUCAUAGGCAGUUUACUGAGCAAGAUGCAUCUUUAA